AUGAUCGAGCGGUGUGCAGAAUGUUAUGACAUAAACGGUAUGUCGAUAUCGAACAUACCGUUUUUCAACAUUGAGUUACCUCUAACAGAUGACAUCAGUUUGGUGGCAAGGACUGAGGAAAUUCUUGCAAAAUUACGACCUGACUGGAAUUUCGCGAAUAUUUCUUUUAAGUGCUUUACUACUGGUAUCACGAAUAAGAUAGUUUGUGCUACAAAUUCAUCUGCGAAUGAGAUUGAACCGUCCGAACGAGUACUUUUCCGAGUUUUUGGACGGAACACCGAAAAGAUUAUUGAUCGGAGAGCCGAACUCGAGAAUUGGCUUCGUUUGGCUGAAGUCGGAUGUGCAGCGCCAGUGUAUGCUAAAUUCAUUAAUGGAAUCGUUUGUGGAUAUUUAGAGGGAAGAACGAUAACAGUUGAAGACGUUCGUGAAGAGAAAAUUAUCACGUUAGCAAUUUUGUUUCGCUCAUCGCCUUCAAGUGCCAUAAUGUUGAAAGUUCACUUCGAAGUCGAAAGAUCGAUGGCUAAACUUCAUAGUCUCGAGCCAUCUGAUCAUACAAUUGUGAAGCCAAUACUGUUCGAAAAAGGCGAAAAAAUGUUGCGCUAUUUCUCGACAAAAUUUGAAAACUCUGCCAAACAACAAGAGUUCGAUGCUUAUUUCACAAGCAAUAAAAUAUCUUUGGAAGAUGAUUUUAAGAACCUGAAAAAAUCUAUUGAUACACUUGAAGCACGUGUCGUUUUUUGCCACAAUGACCUGCUUCUGCAUAAUAUCAUCUAUGAUUCGAAAACUGGAAAAGUGAGCUUCAUCGAUUACGAAUACGCAGGAUUCAAUUAUCAGGGUUUCGAUAUUGCGAAUCACUUUUGUGAAUAUGCCGGCGUUGAAAAUGUCGACUAUACGCUUUGCCCAAGCACUGAACAGAAGCGAGCAUGGAUCAGUCUGUAUUUGACUUUCUUAUUAGAUCGUCCACCGUCUGCAGAUGCCGUUGAGAGGAUGCUUCAAGACAACGAGAUUUUUGAGGCGGUAUAUUUGCUGUGA
Molecule: messenger RNA, 1032 nt
Organism: Anisakis simplex (herring worm)
Lineage: Eukaryota; Metazoa; Nematoda; Chromadorea; Rhabditida; Anisakidae
Source: the annotation of a GenBank genome assembly